This is a messenger RNA of Brassica napus (rape), 441 nucleotides long. RefSeq lists its product as uncharacterized. The transcript has a single exon. The coding region runs from base 1 to 441 and encodes 146 amino acids. Lineage: Eukaryota; Viridiplantae; Streptophyta; Magnoliopsida; Brassicales; Brassicaceae. The record is from RefSeq and is a predicted model, not a curated record.
AUGUUGGAAGAUGAGGAUGGUGAUUAUGAUGAUGAACUUGGUUUGCUUGAUGUGCCUAUUACUGAGAGAUUGAGUCAUAGAACAGAUCGAGGAGCAGGAUGGCGACAUGUUCAACAACUUAUGUAUGAAUCUGAUCAGCAAUGUUAUGACAUUCUUCGAAUGAACCAAAAGAAUUUUAAAGCUUUGUGCAAGAUGCUAGCUGAGCGAUAUGGAUUGAAAGAGACUCACCAUGUCUACCUUGAGGAAUCUGUGGCGAUGUUUCUCGAGACUGUUGGUCAAGAUAAGACGAAGCGGGAUAUUGCUGCAAGGUAUCAAAGAUCAUUGGAUACGGUCCAACGGAAGCUUGAUGAUGUUUUGAGUGCUAUUCUGAAGUUUGCGGAGGAUACAUUAAGACCACAAGAAGGCGAGUUUGGAAGAGUGAGUCCCGGUUUUGAGGAAUGA